GCAGUGGAAAAAGUACAUCACCAUCGCAUCGACAUCCCACAUCGUUUCGUUUAUCUUUCUUCGUUUUAGGGUUUUACGUUGUGCUUUGUUUCUGAAAUCUAAUCGUCGAAACAGUGAGAGAGAGAAAUGGCGUUGAAAUUUUUGAACAAGAAGGGAUGGCACACGGGGAGUUUGAGGAACAUAGAGAACGUGUGGAAGGCUGAACAGAAGCAUGAAGCGGAGCAGAAGAAGUUGGAGGAGCUUCGCAAACAGAUCCAGGAGGAGAGAGAGCGCACCGAGUUUCGUCUUCUUCAGGAGAAAGCUGGCCUCGUUCCGCACCAGGAGCGGUUGGAGUUUUUGUAUGAUUCGGGAUUGUCCGUCGGGAAAUCUUCCAAUUCCGAAGGAUUCAAGGCACUUGAACAGUUGCCGAAAUCCGAUGGGACGGAUGCGCCAAGCUCCUCUGCUUCUAAGGAGGGGGCAAGUGUGCCUGGAGCAUUGUUUGAGGAGAAGCCUCAGUCUGCCAAUGAUGCUUGGAGGAAACUCCAUUCUGACCCCUUGCUCAUGAUCCGCCAACGUGAGCAGGAGGCGCUCGCAAAGAUAAAAAACAAUCCUGUUAAGAUGGCUAUGAUAAAGAAAUCGAUUGAAGGAACUGAUCACAAGGAGAAAGCACAUAAAAAGGAAAAGAGGAAGAAACAUCGUUCUAGUAAAUCAAAGCAUAAAAAACACUCUGAUUCAGAAGAUGACCCUACAGAAGGGAGGAAAAGAAGGACCGAUAAUGAAGAUAUUGACAAGAAGCAUAAUAAGGCUCAAUCUGAUUCAGGGUAUGAAUCAGGUGAAAGAGAAAAUAGAAGGAAGGAUCGGUAUGAAGACAAAAAAUACAGGGAAAGAUCACCCAGCCACCAACAGAGACAGAGAAAGGGCAAAGACUACGAAGAAGGUGCUGAUGACAGAAAUCAUGGCAGGUCCAAGUCAGAAAGGAGUGUCUAUGACGCUCAAUCAAAUCCAGGGUAUGAAAGUGAUGGAGGAAAGAGAAGGAGGAAUCACUAUGAAGAUAGAAAAUACAGAGAAAGAUCACCCGGUCACCAACAGAGACAAAGAAAUGGCAAAGAUUACAAAGAAGACGGUGGUGACAGGAAUUAUAAUAGGUCUAAGUCAGAAAGAUAUGCUUCAGAAGAUAAGUCCAAUAUAGAUGCUCCUAAAAGCGGAGGUGAGCGAUUUUCUGAAACAAGCUCCAAUAGAUAUUCAGCUUCUUCACAUGAACGUGGAUACAAACGCAGAAACGUGGCUCCUAAGCUUUCAGAGGAAGAGCGAGCUGAGAAACUGAGGCAGAUGCAAUUGGCUGCCGAAGUGCAUGAAGAGCAGAGAUGGAAACGUAUAAAGAAGGCCGAGGAGUCUGAUGCACGUGAAGUAGUCCAGAGUAAUAACGCUGGCGGCAAGAAUUUCUUGGACAGUACUCAGAAAAGUGUGUAUGGUGCAGGGGAAGGGGGAAGUGCAUCUAUAGCUGAGAGUGUUCGUCGUCGGACAUACUAUUCUCAAGGCAGGUCUGGUGGUGAAGGCAAUGCAUUUCGGCGAUGAAUUCUUGGUGUUUUCUUUCUUGGAUUCCUUUGGUGUAUAAUAUGUCAAAACCUGUUUAAUUUCAUUUAGAUAAUAUAUGAAGAAUUCAUGGUUCACUCUUUCAUGA
Messenger RNA from Vigna angularis (adzuki bean), 1660 nucleotides. RefSeq lists its product as uncharacterized. The coding region runs from base 127 to 1554 and encodes 475 amino acids. The record is from RefSeq and is a predicted model, not a curated record. Gene Ontology annotation, cellular component: U2-type spliceosomal complex. Lineage: Eukaryota; Viridiplantae; Streptophyta; Magnoliopsida; Fabales; Fabaceae. Gene Ontology annotation, biological process: mRNA splicing, via spliceosome. The transcript is spliced from 4 exons.